GCCAGCGGGGCGCCCCCGCCGCCAUGUCCCCCCCGGCCUCGGCCGCCGCCACCAGCGAGGGAGGCAGCAGCACGCCGGUGCCUCCGGAGGAGGAGGCGGAGGGGGCCCGAGAGGAGCAGCGGCCGGUGAAGCAGUCCCUCAGCAAGUCCCUGUGCCGAGAGUCCCACUGGAAAUGCCUGCUGCUGUCCCUCCUCAUGUACGGCUGCAUGGGAGCCAUGACCUGGUGCCACGUCACCAAGGUGACCCGUCUGACAUUUGACAGCGCCUACAAGGGCAAGUCCAUGAUGUACCACGACAGCCCCUGUUCCAAUGGCUACGUCUACAUCCCCUUGGCCUUCCUGGUGAUGCUCUACGUGGUGUACCUGGUGGAGUGCUGGCACUGCUACACCCGCAAUGAGCUGCAGUACAAAGUGGACGUGGAGAGCGUGCACGAGCGUGUGCAGCGGAUGCAGCAGGCAACCCCCUGCAUCUGGUGGAAGGCCAUCAGCUACCACUAUGUUCGUAGGACCCGGCAGGUUACCCGCUACCGCAACGGGGAUGCCUACACCACCACCCAGGUGUAUCACGAGAGGGUCAACACCCACGUGGCAGAGGCCGAAUUCGAUUAUUCCAACUGUGGAGUUAAGGACAUCUCCAAGGACCUCAUUGACUUGGAGAGCUAUCCGGCCACACGGCUCCGCUUCACCAAGUGUUUCAGCUUUGCCAAUGUGGAGUCAGAGAACUCCUACCUGACCCAGCGUGCCCGCUUCUUCACAGAGAAUGAGGGCUUGGAUGACUACAUGGAGGCCAGGGAGGGCAUGCACCUCAAAAACGUGGACUUCAAGGAAUACAUGGUGGCCUUUUCCGACCCAGACAACCUGCCUUGGUAUGUAUCCCACUAUGUCUUCUGGGUGGCGGCUCUGCUGACCCUAUCCUGGCCCCUGCGGGUGCUAAAUGAGUACCGCACCUCCUACGUCCAUUACCAUGUAGAGAAACUCUUUGGGUUCGACUACGUGGCAGUGACGCCGGCCGAGGAGCGCUCCUUCUGCCGGAGGAUGCCCCGCGUCAACACGGUGGACAGCACUGAGCUGGAGUGGCACAUCCGAUCUAACCAGCAGCUGGUGCCCAGCUACUCAGAAGCAGUCCUGAUGGACUUGGUGGGGCUCUCUGGCUGCACCAACUACUCUGCUUGCCGGUACGGGGGCUACCGGCAGAACUGUGAGCGGUGCCACAGGACUAUAAGCAGCUCCUCCAUCUUCUCCCGCAGUGCCCUGAGCAUCUGCAACGGCAGCCCCAGGAUCCCCUUCAGCAGCAGCCGCUUCUCCCUGGGCCGCCUGUAUGGCUCACGGCGCAGCUGCCUCUGGCAGAGCCGGAGUGGGAGCCUCAAUGAGCAGAGCUGCCCCACGGAGCAGACCCGCCUCUCCAGCCAGGUGACUGUGGAGGAGGAGGACCCCCCUCCUUACCAGGAUGCCCUCUACUUCCCCAUCCUCAUCGUGCACCGCAAUGAAGGCUGCCUGAACCAUGACCACCGUCACCUCCACCGCAACGGGUCCUGCGUGGAGACCUCACUGUGAAAGCCGAGGCCGGUGAGAUCUCAUUGCCCACUGCCUGGCUCGAGCCAGUGCAGGAUUUGGGGAGAGGAGCGCAGGGGAGGCAGAUGGCCUAGGAGGACAUCAGGAUGGAGCGGACGGAGCUUCUCGCUCCUGCAGCCAGCAAAAGCUCCUCACACCGUAGCCCUGACCUCCCAGAGGGGUGAGUGCUGAUGCUCCCCCUGACAUGGCACAGAACUCUAGACCAUCACAUGC
Melopsittacus undulatus (budgerigar) is the source of this 1784-nucleotide messenger RNA. RefSeq names its product transmembrane protein 151B (gene TMEM151B). NCBI's taxonomy places the organism in Eukaryota, Metazoa, Chordata, Aves, Psittaciformes, Psittaculidae. The transcript has 2 exons. Bases 24 to 1553 code for a protein of 509 amino acids. The record is from RefSeq and is a predicted model, not a curated record.